UUUGGACUUAUACUGGCAUCCCAUCCUAUAUCGCAUCGAUUCAUCUUUCAUUCUGCUGGGGUACUUGCAGACAGACAAUGUGGAUGACCGCCGUCGGAAUUCGGACCAAUCAGAGCUCAGAAGCAGCGGUCGACGUCAGAGAGCGGACGGUGGUUGUUGCCUCCGUGUACUGCAAGUGCUGCAAACAACCCCACACACCCACCCACCACUUCUUAAAGUACGUACAUAGCUUCACUGCUUGACUGCUGCGCUGCAUACGAAAAAUAUAAACUCCUCGCACCUGAGAUACAGAUUCAAUCUAGAGCAUAAGUUGAUUAUCUUCGCCCUCCCACUCCGUUACUACCACCAUGGCUGCAGCCCCGCCCGCCAAUCAGGAUACCCUCAUUGCUGAGCUCGCAAGCUUGACGGGACUAGCUCCAGCAGAGGCCGAACAGUUCCUUACCGCCGGCAACUGGGACAUCCAAACCGCUGCAUCCCUCUACUUCGACGAAGCUGCUCCCCAGAACGAUUCCGAACCAGACGUUAACAUGGCCGACGACGAAGCCCAAAACCCCACGCCGAAUCCGCCACCCCAACAGCAACACCAGCCCGGCGGCGGUCGCACCCUCGCUGGAGACUAUGUGCCUCCGCCAGCUUCCUCCUCGUCAUCACAACAGCCCUCUGCGAGCAGGCAACCACCGCAGCGGGGUUUGAGGACAUUGGGUGAUCUCCAGGCCUCUGGCGGCGGCUCACAAGGACACGCUCAUGACGGAGACGAUGACGACUCGGAUUACCAAGACGACGAGAACCAGGACCUCUUUGCUGGAGGCGAGAAGUCUGGAUUGGCUGUUCAAAACCCCAACCAAUCCAAUCCGCAAGACUUUAUCAACAACAUUCUGAGGCGUGCGCGACAAAAUGCCCCUCGACCCGGCGGCGACGAAGAGCAGCCCACCGCCACACGCUUCCAAGGCACCGGCAUGACGCUUGGUGGUGACGAUGAGCCCUCCCGCGCCAUUCCCGACCCCAACGCUCAAGUAUCCCAACCUGCCCCACGUGUCCGCCGCGAGCUUCACCUCUGGCGGGACGGUUUCUCUGUGGAAGAUGGACCCCUUUUCCGCUACACCGACCCUGCCAAUGCCCGGACACUUGAGAUGAUCAACACGGGCCAUGCUCCUCUACAUAUCUUGAAUGUCCAGCAUGGCCAGGAGGUAGACGUUGAGGUACACCACCACAAAGACGAAGACUAUGUCGCGCCCAAGAAGAAAUACACUCCCUUCUCUGGUUCCGGACAGCGCCUCGGUAGUCCGACCCCCGGUGGCGGUGCGUCCACUGCAGCUCCCUCUGCUUCUACCGCAGCUGCAUCUACAACUACAAGCGCGAGCGCAAGCGGUCCACCAACCGUAGACAUCGAUUCGUCGGCACCAACGAUCACGCUUCAGAUCAGGCUGGGCGAUGGCACGCGCUUGACAUCGCGCUUCAACACGACACACACUAUUGGCGAUGUAUACGGCUUCGUUGACCGUGCGAGUCCAGCCAGCACCCAGCGACCAUAUGCGCUCAUGACAACAUUCCCUUCCAAAGAGCUAAACGACAAGGGCUCGGUGCUCGGAGACAUGGCGGAUUUCAAACGUGGCGGAGUGGUUGUUCAGAAAUGGAAAUAG
This is a messenger RNA of Periconia digitata, 1640 nucleotides long. The record is from the annotation of a GenBank genome assembly. Lineage: Eukaryota; Fungi; Ascomycota; Dothideomycetes; Pleosporales; Periconiaceae.